This is a messenger RNA of Colletotrichum karsti, 666 nucleotides long. RefSeq lists its product as uncharacterized. The coding region runs from base 1 to 666 and encodes 221 amino acids. Lineage: Eukaryota; Fungi; Ascomycota; Sordariomycetes; Glomerellales; Glomerellaceae. The transcript has 3 exons. The record is from RefSeq and is a predicted model, not a curated record.
AUGUUCCUGCUCCCUCUGGAAUUGAGAUGGCCUUCCAUUGCGGCCGAUAGAGGCCCGCUGACCUACCGUCGAACCUGCGCGAGUUCAACGCUCAACGCUGAGGCCCUUGCGUUCCUGCCAAUGACCGGGACCCCUAUCUCCAACGGGCUGGCCAACCUCACGUUAUCCUUCUCGCUCACCAGAUCUCUCUGGAAAAGGAAAGAAGGCAGCAGGAACGGGGAUGACGUUGCAAAACUCGAGCGGGCUCUCAAGGCUCUGGAUGCAACAUCGUCGUCGGCCUCAGCGCCUUUAGAUGCGGCUCUGAUUACCAGCGCCAUGGAAGGGUACAUACACAGGCCCUCGAACUCGACCUACAAAGAUGUCCCCAUUAUGGUCAAGAUGCACUGCGAGAAGGAGAUCCCCGAACGCGAUCACAAGGUCAGGACAAGCUCACCCACUCGCCGCACUCCCAAGACUGUUCAAUGUUACGAAAGCAAAAGCGAGCGUCUGUUCGGCAACUGGUUGCUGGACAUGCUCGGCGAGGAAGAAAGGCAAAGCAGGCCGAACACGACGGGACCGACGGGACCCGAUGGCCCGGACAUCGGCCCGGGAAAUGUGGACCCGUCGUUCGGGAGGCGGUCAAAGUCCCCGGGCCCCUCUCGCAUGACCGAGUUUUACCCGACCUAG